GGUUUCGAUGGUCCCAUGAGAAAGGCCGGGAUGGCCGCUCUUAGGCUUCUCUCUGACAGCAGUAUAUCUGAUUGCCCUUGAGGUAGGAGUAUGUUGCAAUGGCGGGAUCCAUAGAGAUACCCCUUCGUGAUACAGAUGAGGUUAUAGAACUUUAUUUAGAUCAGUUACCAGAUGGAGAUGAAGUUCUGGGAAUACUGCGGCAGGAACAUGCCCAGCUUACCAUCUGGGUCAAUUUGGCCCUUGAGUAUUAUAAGCAGCAGAAAAUUGAUGACUUCAUUAAGAUACUUGAAUCUUCUCGUAUUGAUGCAAACAUUGAUUACCGUGACUAUGAAAAAGAUCAGAUGCGAGCUCUGGACAUGUUGGCUGCCUAUUAUGUUCAGGAAGCCAACAAAGAAAAGAAUAAGGAUAAAAAAAGAGAUCUCUUCACGAAAGCCACAUUAUUAUAUACAACAGCUGACAAAAUCAUUAUGUAUGAUCAGAAUCAUUUACUCGGCCGAGCUUAUUUUUGUCUGCUUGAAGGCGACAAAAUGGAGCAGGCUGACGCGCAGUUUAAUUUCGUAUUGAAUCAGUCGCCAAAUAAUAUACCUUCCCUGCUCGGCAAAGCCUGCAUCGCAUUUAAUAAAAAGGAUUACAGAGGUGCUCUUGCAUUUUAUAAGAAAGCUCUUAGAACUAAUCCAAACUGUCCAGCCGCCGUUAGACUAGGAAUGGGCCAUUGUUUCAUGAAAUUGAAUAAUCAAGAAAAAGCACGGCUCGCUUUUGAGAGAGCUUUACAGUUGGAUGGACAAUGUGUCGGCGCGCUAGUCGGUCUUUCGGUCUUGAAAUUAAAUCAACAACAACCCGACAGCAUAAGAACCGGUGUGCAAAUGUUAUCGAAAGCAUAUACAAUCGAUUCGACAAAUCCAAUGGUGCUGAAUCAUUUGGCAAACCACUUCUUCUUCAAAAAAGAUUACAAUAAAGUUCAACAUUUAGCGCUGCAUGCGUUUCACAACACGGAGAACGAAGCUAUGCGAGCAGAAAGUUGUUAUCAACUAGCCAGAGCAUUUCACGUCCAAGGUGAUUACGAUCAAGCAUUUCAAUAUUAUUAUCAGGCGACGCAAUUUGCCCCGCCUGUAUUUGUAUUACCACAUUUUGGUUUAGGACAAAUGUAUGUUUAUCGCGGCGAUGCAGAAAAUGCAGCCCAAUGUUUUGAGAAAGUCUUAAAAGCUCAACCAGGAAAUUACGAAACUAUGAAGAUUCUUGGCUCGCUCUACGCUAACUCGAGCUCCCAAUCAAAACGCGAUAUUGCAAAAAAUCAUUUGCGAAAAGUAACGGAACAGUUUCCUGAUGAUGUCGAAGCUUGGAUCGAAUUAGCACAGAUAUUAGAACAAAGUGAUCUGAAUGCAGCCUUGAAUGCUUACGGGACUGCAACCAGAAUCUUAAAGGAAAAAGUUCAAGCGGAUAUCCCACCGGAAAUCUUAAAUAAUGUGGGAGCAUUACAUUACAGACUUGGAAACUUGGAAGAAGCCAGAAAAAAUCUAGAGGAAUCCCUCGCGCGUUCAAAAGCAGAUGCCCUACACGAUUCUGUAUAUUAUAAUUCAAUAGCAGUGACCACGACAUAUAAUUUAGCGCGACUCAACGAGGCAUUGUGUGUGUUCGACCGUGCGGAAAAAUUGUAUAAAGACAUUUUGAAGGAGCAUCCGAAUUACGUGGAUUGUUAUUUGAGACUCGGCUGUAUGGCUAGAGACAAGGGACAGAUAUAUGAAGCGUCCGAUUGGUUCAAGGAUGCCUUGAGAAUCAAUAACGAACAUCCGGACGCGUGGUCACUGCUGGGUAAUUUGCAUCUGGCCAAGAUGGAAUGGGGUCCCGGUCAGAAGAAAUUCGAGAGAAUUUUAAAAAAUCCGACAACAAGCACCGACGCUUAUUCUCUAAUAGCGUUGGGAAAUAUUUGGCUACAAACGUUGCAUCAGAGUGGAAAGGAUAAAGAAAGAGAGAAACGACAUCAGGAUCGAGCGUUAGCCAUGUACAAGCAGGUUCUAAGAAAUGAUCCGAAGAAUAUUUGGGCUGCAAAUGGCAUCGGUGCAGUCCUUGCGCAUAAGGGUUGCGUGAACGAAGCUAGAGAUAUAUUUGCUCAGGUGCGCGAAGCAACAGCAGAAUUCUGUGACGUUUGGCUAAACAUUGCACAUAUUUAUGUGGAACAAAAACAGUUUGUCAGCGCUAUUCAAAUGUACGAAAAUUGUUUGCGCAAGUUCUAUAAGUAUCAUCACGUUGAAGUUUUGCAAUAUCUUGGAAGAGCUUAUUUUAAAGCUGGCAAGCUAAAAGAAGCAAAACUGACGUUAUUAAAAGCACGUCGAGUAGCUCCACAGGAUACCGUUUUAUUGUAUAACAUUGCUCUCGUACUUCAGCGGUUAGCUACGCAGAUUCUUAAAGAUGAAAAAUCAACUCUGACCACUGUACUUCAGGCGGUUCAUGAAUUGGGUCUUUCCCAUAAAUAUUUCCAAUAUUUGUCGACACAUGGCGACAGAAUGGAACAAUUAGCCGAUGCUGAAGCUAGGAGGUGUCAAGAUUUAUUAUCGCAAGCUCAAUAUCAUGUUGCUAGAGCUAGAAGACUGGAUGAGGAAGAGAAGAUGUUAAGACGAAAACAAGAAGAAGAAAGACAAGCCUUUAAAAUGCGUCAAACGGAAGAGCAACGCAAAUUGGAAGAGAUGCGUCGUCAAAAAGAAGAAGAGAUGUUGCAGAAGCGACAAGAAUAUGUGGAGAAAACUAAGAACGCACUGGUAUUUGGUGAAAUGCCAUCAGAGAAACCUGGAAGGAAGGGCAAGAGAAUUCGAACUGACCAAUAUAUUAGUGACAGCGGAGGAUCUGAUGGAGAUGAAGGCAGAGAGGAAAUACCGAAAGAAAGAAAGCGUAAGAGGAAACCCAGCGGAGAAGCUAAAGAAAGGAAGAGCAAAGGUAAUCGCAAACGUAGGAAAAACGCCGGAAGUGGUAAUAGUGGAUCGGACAGCGAUCACGUGAAAAGCAAGCGUAUCAAGAAGACUACCAGGACUAGGAAAGACAAGUCACGUAAGGGCGCAGUUGAGACUCUUAAGGGUAAGCUGGUUAAAUCAAAGGAAACCAUUUCAACGAGUGAAUCAGACAGUGAUACGGGUCUUAAAAUUGCCAGCGGCGGUGAAAGUGGUAAUGAGAACCAACCGCGCAGUAGCAGGCGAAUUGCAUCUGAUUCCGAAGGUUCUCGCGCUUCGCGUUCGAGAUCUCGUUCAAGAUCAAAAUCUGGAAGUCGCUCGAGAAGCAGUUCGCGCUCGCGCUCGCGUUCGCGUUCGCCUUCGCGUUCGCGUUCGCGUUCACGUUCACGUUCACGUUCACGUUCACGUUCACGUUCGCGUUCGCGUUCCGCUUCCCGUUCGCGAUCUGCAUCCCGGUCGCGUUCUCGAUCUCGAUCUCGAUCUCGAUCCGUCUCUGGAUCCAAAUCCAGAAGUGUUUCGAGAUCAAGAAGCCGUUCGGCAUCCAGGUCAAGAUCAGGAUCAGCCAAAAGCAAGUCAAGAUCGAGGUCGGGUUCGCGUAAAAGCGGUUCGCGAUCAAGAUCUAAUAGUGGCUCGCGAAGAAGUGGAUCAAAGCCAAGAUCAAGGUCGAGCUCGAGAAAGAGCGGUUCUAGAUCGAGGUCGCCAAGCGGUUCAAGGAAAGGCGUAUCACGAUCAAGGUCCAGAUCCAAAAGUGGUUCGCGCUCAGGCUCGGAAGAACGUCGAUCGAGAAGCAAAAGUCGAUCGCGAUCUAAAUCGAAAUCUGUUUCGAGAUCAAAAUCGAGAUCGAGGAGCGUCAGCAGAUCGCGAUCGCGGUCUAGAUCGAAGAGUGGGUCUCGGAGUCGGAGUCCGAGUGGAUCGGCACGUUCUGCUUCCCCGGUGUCUAGGAAAUCAGUGUCAGGAAGCGGUGGUAGUGACAGCGAAUAAAUCAUCCAUUCUUGCAAUUGUAAUAUUGUAUACCACAGUGAAGAAAAAAAAAUUACACGUAGAUAACAUAUAUAAUUUUUAUAAAGAUCGCUUUAUGAAGUGCUUUCAAUAUAAACUUAUAUGUCGUAUU
Messenger RNA from Pogonomyrmex barbatus (red harvester ant), 4050 nucleotides. RefSeq names its product RNA polymerase-associated protein Ctr9 (gene Ctr9). NCBI's taxonomy places the organism in Eukaryota, Metazoa, Arthropoda, Insecta, Hymenoptera, Formicidae. Gene Ontology annotation, molecular function: RNA polymerase II complex binding. Gene Ontology annotation, cellular component: Cdc73/Paf1 complex. Gene Ontology annotation, biological process: regulation of DNA-templated transcription; transcription elongation by RNA polymerase II. The record is from RefSeq and is a predicted model, not a curated record.